AUGGAGUACUUCUAUGAAGGACUUGAUUCACUCAACAGGCAAAAACUUGACUCGGCUUGUGGAGGAAAUUGGUGGAAUCAGACUCGAGCUGAAGCUAAGGAAAUUGUGGAGAAUCAAGCAGAGAAUUCAAGACAGUUUCAGUCCAGAGACCGAUCUAUGGGUGCCAGCAGAAGAUCCUUGAAUACUAUUACCAUAGAUGGAGCCAUAGAGAAGAGAUUGAGUUCUAUGGAGAAUGACAUUGCCUUAAUUGCUAGUGCUAUGAAGCUAAGAACCACCUUGCAGAAGAUUGUCCUAAGUGAAGAGCAAUUGAGGAAGACACCCAAGAGGAGGAUAGAUAAUCCAUUCCUUAGCUACCGAAGCAAUAAUGUGCUCAAUCCUCCAACUACUCCACCUGGAUUCCAACAAAGACAACAUGUAGGAGAUGUGCAACAAUUUGGCCAAAGACGUGUGCCUCAACAAGAACAGGCUCCAGGUCAGACAUCAAUAGGAACUUUAACUUUGGAAGCUAUGAUGCAACAAAUGAUGUUUGAUAGCAAAAAGGAAAGAGAGGAAAUGAGUGCUUUUCGCCAAGAGAUCAAGUCCUCCACUCAGCAACAAGAGAAGACAAUUGACUUGUUAGAGCGCCAAUCAAAUGCAAUGGUUUUGAAAAGUGGGAAGGUGGUGGAUGCAGCUCCAGUGGUCAAGAAGCUAAGAAGAAAGUGGGAAGAACAUGUAUUAGAGCAGAUUGUGCCUGAGGAACCAUCAAAAGUCAGUCUGGGCACCAUAACUCAAUCCGUUGAGGAAUUCUCUCAACCUGUUGAGAAUGCACCUGAAACAAAUAUUGAGUCAAGACCGAAACCAGCCAUGGUAUGUCCCUUAACCUCACCUUUGAUUAUCACUAAUGUGCAUUUUCCUAGCAAAUUACAUAAACAAGUGAAUGAGGAAAUAGACAAGGAGAUCCUAGACGUCUUCAAGAAGGUUGGGGUGAAUAUUCAAUUGUUGGAUGUGAUCAAGCAAAUUCCUCAGUAUGAAAAAUUCCUCAAGAACUUGUGCACUUCAAAGAGAAAAUUCAAAGGAAUCGAAAUAGUUGCCUUGAGUGAGAGGGUGUCCGCUGUGCUGCAAAGAAAGUUACCACCAAAGUUAGGUGAUCCGGGACGUUUCACUAUUCCAUGCACUAUUGGUGAUCACAUGUUUGCUGGUGCUCUUCUUGAUUUAGGUGCUUCCAUAAAUUUAAUGUCAUAUGAUGUGUAUGAUAGAAUGAAUAUGGGAGAACUUUUACCUACUGGGAUAACCAUUAAACUUGCGGAUCGAUCUAACUGUUGCCCUAGAGGUAUUAUAGAAGAUGUGCUAGUGCAGGAGUUCAUUCAGUACUCAUUAGAGGAUGAUCCCAUGCAAAAUUCAUCGAAAUGGUUGCCUGUAUUUGAGAUUGGAUCAGCUGAAGACCUUGAGAUGGAGGAGGAGUAUUAUGCAAUGGAGGAGACAUUUGAAUCUUUGUCAUACAUGACAGGUAUGUCUCGUAAACUCAUUACUCUCCCGGUUUCAACUAACGUGUUUGCUCCAUAUAUUCGGAAAGUGCUAGAGUUAGAGCUCAAACCUCUACCUGAGCAUUUGAAGUAUGUUUUUCUCCGAGAUGCUGAAACUUUACCAAUCAUAAUUUAUUCAAAUCUCUCAAAGUUGCAAGAGGAGAAGUUAUUGAUUGUUCUUAGGGAGUACAAGGAAGCAAUUGGAUAG
Molecule: messenger RNA, 1710 nt
Organism: Argentina anserina (silverweed cinquefoil)
Lineage: Eukaryota; Viridiplantae; Streptophyta; Magnoliopsida; Rosales; Rosaceae
Exons: 6
Coding region: 1-1710 (569 amino acids)
Source: RefSeq, a predicted model, not a curated record